AUGUCUCGAGUCUCGGUUUUCACCAAGGACGCACCGCCACCUCGAGUAGGAAUCUACUCGCAGGCCACCGUCGCCGGCGGCUUCGUCUGGUGCUCAGGAUCUCUGCCCGCAGAUCCAGAGACAGGGGCCAUCAUCGAGGGUGACAUCCAGACCCAUACUCAUCAAUGUAUCAAGAAUCUCGCCGCGGUGCUAUUAGCUGCAGGCUCCAGCAUCAACGACGUCAUCAAGGUCAAUGUAUAUCUGCUUGAUAUGAAAGACUUUGAUGCGAUGAAUGAGGUCUACAAGACUUAUUGGGGAGAACAGAAGCCUUCAAGAACCUGCGUUGUGGUGAAGACGAUACCUCGGGGAAGUGACGUUGAGAUUGAAUGUGUGGCGGUUGUAUCGGGGCCAGCGCCGUAG
Messenger RNA from Capronia coronata CBS 617.96, 399 nucleotides. Its product is annotated as endoribonuclease L-PSP. Bases 1 to 399 code for a protein of 132 amino acids. Gene Ontology annotation, cellular component: cytosol; mitochondrion. The record is from RefSeq and is a predicted model, not a curated record. The transcript has 3 exons. Gene Ontology annotation, molecular function: deaminase activity. Lineage: Eukaryota; Fungi; Ascomycota; Eurotiomycetes; Chaetothyriales; Herpotrichiellaceae.